AAAAGCGAUAAAGUCUCCAACGAAUUAGUUUUCCUGCAACAUUAACAAGUUUUUGUGUGAAGAAAAGCUUUGUUUUGUGAUUUCAUAAAUAUUGGCAUUAUUAUUUAGUACAUAUACAAUUACCAUACAAAUCAAGUUGUUAAUAAAUUUCUAUUUGUUUAAAUGUGAUAGUAACACAGCCAUUAUCAAAAAUAGAAAUAUGAUAUAGUUGCAUGCAUUGUAGUUGCAACGUAGUUGUUUAAUCGCAGUUAUUAACACAUGCAAGAGACAACAAUCGGAAGCAAAAAACAUAACGUGAAAUUUUUUGUGUGUAAAAUUGGAAAUAAAACUAUUAGCAUAAUAAUAAAUAUAACAGGCUAAACGAAAAACAGAAUGUCUGAAUCUUAUGAUUAUCUUUUCAAAUUCUUAAUAAUUGGCAGUGCAGGAAGUGGCAAAAGCUGUUUGCUGCAUCACUUCAUCGAAAAUAAGUUUAAAGAUGACAGCUCCCAUACGAUUGGUGUGGAAUUUGGUUCACGUAUUGUGAAUGUUGGUGGUAAAUCAGUAAAGCUGCAAAUAUGGGAUACAGCGGGACAAGAACGUUUUCGAUCGGUAACACGUUCGUACUAUCGUGGUGCCGCUGGAGCUCUGCUGGUGUACGACACAACAUCGCGUGAUUCCUUUAAUGCUCUCAGCAAUUGGUUGAACGAUGCACGCACCUUAGCCAGUCCGAAUAUUGUUAUACUUUUGGUGGGUAAUAAAAAAGACUUGGAAGAUGAACGCGAUGUUACAUUCUUGGAAGCAAGCACUUUUGCACAGGAGAAUGAACUAAUAUUCCUUGAGACAAGCGCUAAAACAGGAGAAAAUGUUGAAGAGGCUUUUUUGAAAUGUUCCAAAACUAUAUUAGCAAAAAUCGAAAGUGGUGAAUUAGACCCUGAACGUAUAGGCAGUGGCAUUCAAUAUGGUGGUGCCGCGCUACGAAAUCUUCAAACAAGACAGCGAAGCAUUAGUAAACCAGACUGUGGUUGUCGUGUCUAAUUAGAUGGCGCAGCACAUCGUAUAUUUAUUUCUAUAAUCUCAUAUUAAAACUUUAUUAUAUGUAGAGUCUGUAAAAGUUAAAAAAAAACGUGAAAAGCGAAUCUGAUAUGGCGGCAGGUGUACGCAAUAUAGACAUUGGGUGUAGUUAUAUAAAAUUAUAAUAUGUACGUAUUCGACAUGUACAAAUAUGUAUUGCGAUUAGACUAAGCAAAAAGUAUAAAUAAUAUCGGAUUAUAUAAAUGCUCAUUGUUGUAAUUUCGAUUGUGGUAUAUUUUUUUAUUUUUUAACAAUUAAAUCAACAUUCAUUCCUUAUUUGAAAAGUGCGUUACUUGCCUGUUUUAAAAAUUUGUACAAAAUUCGAUUGCAUUGAUUACCGGAUUUAUUAAAAAUUUGGUGUCCUGCGACAAUGCUUGGUUUUAAAUAUUAAUUUGUUAUGAUAUUUUACACAUUAUUCGAACAUAUAAUUGUAUAAUGUUAAGGAAAUAGAUAAAUAAGUAAUCUUUUUUGUAAAUACAACAAAUUAUACAAAAUCUUUAUGAAUAAACGAAAUUAAAAUCAUGACCAAACCUUAA
Bactrocera dorsalis (oriental fruit fly) is the source of this 1586-nucleotide messenger RNA. It is a transcript of the gene Rab4, whose product is annotated as ras-related protein Rab-4B. NCBI's taxonomy places the organism in Eukaryota, Metazoa, Arthropoda, Insecta, Diptera, Tephritidae. Gene Ontology annotation, molecular function: GTPase activity; GTP binding. Gene Ontology annotation, cellular component: endosome. The coding region runs from base 373 to 1014 and encodes 213 amino acids. The record is from RefSeq and is a predicted model, not a curated record. The transcript is spliced from 4 exons. Gene Ontology annotation, biological process: regulation of endocytosis; Rab protein signal transduction.